Molecule: messenger RNA, 1489 nt
Organism: Tripterygium wilfordii
Lineage: Eukaryota; Viridiplantae; Streptophyta; Magnoliopsida; Celastrales; Celastraceae
Product: transcription factor bHLH68-like
Exons: 9
Coding region: 142-1149 (335 amino acids)
Biological process (GO): regulation of transcription by RNA polymerase II
Cellular component (GO): nucleus
Molecular function (GO): DNA-binding transcription factor activity, RNA polymerase II-specific; protein dimerization activity; RNA polymerase II cis-regulatory region sequence-specific DNA binding
Source: RefSeq, a predicted model, not a curated record
AAAGAAAGAAAGAGACAAAGGUGAGAAAGUUUCUCAAACCUCCAUGAUCUAAAUUCUUUCAACAACAUGACUUGAGUUUCCUCCACUUAAUCCCUCUUGAGAGAGUAGUAUAGAACUCGAAUUAGAGAUAGAGAGAGAGACAUGAACCCAGGUGUAUUGCAGCAAAUGAAUAUGGCUGCAGCUGGAGAAAACCCUAACUUGUACACCAUGAGGCCGCCACCACAAACUCCACAAACACCUCCAUAUAAUUUUCCACCUCCUAAUCUCUUCCCUUCUUCACUACUUCUUCCAAUCAAUCCCUCUUGGCUUGAUCAUCAUCAACAACUUCCUCAGUCUUGGAGUCAACUACUCUUGGAAGGAGUAGUGGCUGAAGAAGAUAAGGCAAGUUUGAAUCAUUUUUUUCUAGCUAAUAACAAGAAAUUGGAGGUUUGGGAGGAGGACCAAGACUUGUUGCAUAAGGUCUCUAGUGUUGAUGUGAAACAAGAAAUCUAUGGCCAUGCAAAUCAUCCAGAAUAUUUUCAAGCAAUAACAAAACCUCCCAAGUCAUGUGUUACAACAAAUAACAUGUUGGAUUUUUCAAGUAAAAAGUUCGAUCGACGGCAUCCGCCAUCAGAUCGAUCUUCUUCUGAGUGUAACAGCACUAGUGCAACAAGUGGGGCAGCUAAGAAAGCUAGGGUUGAACCUUCUUCAACCCAAUCUCCAUUGAAGGUGCGAAAAGAAAAAUUAGGGGACAGAAUCACAACUCUUCACCAGAUAGUUUCUCCAUUUGGAAAGACUGAUACAGCCUCUGUCUUGUUAGAAGCUAUUGGAUAUAUCAGAUUCCUUCAGAGUCAAAUUGAGGCCCUUAGCUUACCAUACUUGGGUAGUGCAUCUGGAAAUAAUAAUAAUAUUAUGAGACACCACCACCAACAAAACUCAGUUCAAGGGGAGAGGAAUUGUAUAUUUCCUGAAGACCCUGGUCAGCUGUUGAAUGAAAACGUCAUGAAGAGGAAACUUGGAGCUCCUGAACAGGAUUCUAUUAAUGAAGAAGCUAAAAAGGACCUGAGGAGUAGAGGCUUGUGCUUGGUUCCUGUGUCAUGCACACUUCAAGUUGGAAGUGACAAUGGGGCAGAUUACUGGGCUCCGGCCUUCGGUGGAGGAUUCCGAUAGACUGGAUUUUCUGAUUGCAGCGCGCAUGCUUAAUUGAUACUUAUCGAUUAUGAUUAUGGAGCUUCAUCAAAUUAACGUUAUAACAUCAUGAGCAGUCACUCUGCUAAAAUUCAAGGCUGAUUGCUCAUGAUGCUAUACAAUUUACAUAUAUUUGUGUGUGCAUGUUGCUGGCUAGUUAUGGCUCUCUCUAUGUGGUGGACUUCAAAUUGAAACUCUUGCAUCUAGAACGACAUUGAUUGCUUUCAUGUACAUGCAGUUGUAGUAUGAAUGUAUGAUUAUUAAUCAAUCAUUUUAGUGAAGCAGCAUUUCAAUUGAUUGGAUUUCCUUGAUCAGUUGAAAA